AAGUAAAGAAUUUACAACCAAUCAAAAGUCCUUAUUUUACCACAGCCACCAGUCAAGCCACACUGGAAGAUGGCUGAUAGGCUAGGCAGCUAGCUGACUCAGCCCGUCAGAACUUCUGAAGUCAGGAUUGCUUUUCUCAACUAUCCGCCUUGACUCGUGAAAGAUGGAAAACCUUCUGGAAGUGGAAGGAGCAAUUUAGCCGGCACAUCUUCGGAAAAUCAACCGGAACUCUCUCGUCUGCAGCCCAGCAUGACCCCUUGGAAUUUCCCAAAGUCUGCCAAUACGACAGACCCAGACCAUGUGUUGCUCAGCUUGUCAACCACACGUGGAGGUCAGAAAUACCCUGAUUUUGUGUUCACUUGUCAGCGACGAGUUAUGCACAGCAUGUUGCUAGCCCGAUGAAAGAUUCAGAAUAAGCAACUCAAAAUGAGGAGUAUGAGCAGUAGGAAAUGGGGGAAGAUGAGCGAGAAGCGUUACGUGGGUGGUUCUGUACUGUUGCACAGCAGUCCGGUCUAAUCUUUGGAUCAAGAAAGAAGAAUCAGGGAAGACAUGAGUUGGAUCUCACGGGCUGUCUUGUAUUCGGUGGUUGGAGAUGGUCUCUGUCCGCGGCGUUUCGACUCUGGCAGCAGUGGAAAAAGGUCGCUCUGAGACGCGAUGCAUCUUGUUCCAACCCACUCUAUUAUCCUGCAGCAGCCCACCUACAGACUUUACCUCGACAUCUCUGGCGGACAAAACGGUGCAGUUUGGCAGCUAUAAGGGCACCUCCUGCACCUACAUCAGACCACAUUUCCCGUCCGGGGACGUCUCAGCCUGACCCAUCGUCCCACCAUCGUCUCAUCGGACAACCGCCCAUAGUCAUAGGCUCUCUCAUCGAAGGACGUAUGCUGCAGCACCACGCAUGCGCAGGCACGCCAGGUGCACCAGGCACGAAUUGCAAUUACAUUCCGCAGUCUAUGGACCCGUCCGAGUCUUAUCCCGCCGCUGCUCGCCACACCACCAACCAUCCAAGUGUUGAUUCAACAAGCCAUUCUCCGCUUGCAGAGGAAGGAGCAGCAAGACGGAUUGCAGCAGCCUCACGAUCCAUCCAUCUCAUCCCCCCACCCGAGACCAUCCCCUAAUGCACAUCCAGACCUGACCGCUCGCAACGCCGUACCCGUUUCUCGUCUCACGAGACACACCAGUGGGUAAAAGAUUCAAGAACGCCGACAAUGCUAAGCUGGGAUGGAAGAUGGCGGUGAUCGGU
This is a messenger RNA of Parathielavia appendiculata, 1243 nucleotides long. RefSeq lists its product as uncharacterized. Bases 450 to 1118 code for a protein of 222 amino acids. NCBI's taxonomy places the organism in Eukaryota, Fungi, Ascomycota, Sordariomycetes, Sordariales, Chaetomiaceae. The record is from RefSeq and is a predicted model, not a curated record. The transcript has a single exon.